Messenger RNA from Aureobasidium namibiae CBS 147.97, 1914 nucleotides. RefSeq lists its product as uncharacterized. The coding region runs from base 1 to 1914 and encodes 637 amino acids. The record is from RefSeq and is a predicted model, not a curated record. The transcript has 2 exons. Lineage: Eukaryota; Fungi; Ascomycota; Dothideomycetes; Dothideales; Saccotheciaceae.
AUGUCGCGUGCAAAAAUCAUUUCCUGGCCUAUACUUAAUCCCUCAUACCCCGACUCGAAUAGUCGUCAACGGGUCUGGAGAUUCACUCAAUGGAAUUCAUCUACGAGAAAAUUGCUGGCAAAGGUAAGUUGCUCCACUUUCUACCAGACUACUCUUUCCAACACGAGAACAGGUCCGGCUCGAAGAUACAACCUGCAGAAAUGUCGAAAAGAACUCGAAAAGAGCUGCUCUGACUACCAAAGUCGUGGUAACAGCUUCCCUCCCGCACCACAGUCGACCCCUUGCGCGGACCGUGCGGCCCCUCGAAACCAGCCAGCCGUAAGGCAGGAGAAGAGGGCUAGCUUCCAGCAGAGUCGACCCCUGGAUGAAUCUGCCCAUGCCUUGCACACGAUCAAGCAAUAUCCGUUUCAGUACAACGAGGAAGAACUUCGUCAGAGGGCAUAUUUAAUCAAGACUGAGACCAAUCGGCCAUUCAGACUUCGACUCGACCAGCCUCCCGCGUCGACCUCGGAUCCUUUCAAUGGUCGUACAAGCCACGAUUUGUCAAACGACGACCAAAACGAUGACUCGGAGACCAAGAGAUUCACACCUCGAAGACAUCCUACACUACACCGUCAGAAUCUAACCGAAGAAGAAUUCGUUGCCAUCAGGGAUACCGCUGUGCGCCUCGCAAAGCACUGUAUCGUCCGCGACGAACAACCAUACCCUGAUCCGACCGCCCAAGAGGCUUUGCACCGCAUACGAUCUUCUAUCUGGCUAGAAAGGACCAAGAACGGGUGUCCAACGAGCGCUGGGCCAACUUAUGCGGACGAAGUCCAGGAUGACAAUGGCAUCAGCAUCACCGAGGAUGGCUGCAUCAUCCAGCGUGGUUUUGACGUCUCAUCCAUGGCCUCUUCUCCUGUGGACACCGUCCAUGAAAGGUGUGAUUCAGGGAUUGGUAUUCCAUGCAGGACGCCUGAUCAUGUCUCCUCUACUCCAAAACCUCGUCAAGAACCACUGAGACCGAACGUCAGAAACAGUAGAGGUACAAGAGUUCCAGUCUGCUUCCGCAAACAAGAAAUCAUCCAUCAGCGCAAGGUAUCGCAUCUCUCAACUUUGAUCUCUGGCCACAGUUCUUUCUCUGGUCAGCCAGAGCAACAGGAAACAACAUUGGAGGAUGCGGACCAAGCACGUAUGCGGCAACAACGUCGGGUGCCCAUCUCGGUGCAUCACCUUGUCUUCCUCUCCGAAUCCAGCUCAUCGGGUGCCAUCGUUACCGACAGUGAGGAUGACAGCGAUGAGGAACAAGAAGUCUGUCAAGACGUACAGACUGAUAGCGCAACAAGCUCUACUGCAAAAGGUAUGGUAUCUACGAGGCAUGGUAGUGUUGCCGGUCCUGUCGUUUCGAGUAGACCUGCUGAAACUGUCAAGACAAGCAGUCCUCUGCCACAACACUCCGCACAGCUCUCACCUCCGUCAUCCAAGCUUCCGGUCCUCAGCCCUUCGCCAGUCGAGCGUGUCCAGCCUCUCCAACCUGGCACACCCCUCCCACGCCGGUUGUCAAAGCAUCUUAACCCUCCUUGUGAACGUCAGGGGCAAGCUUUGGAUAGGCCUCCACCCCUAGAACCAGACACGACACGGUCACAGUUCCUUCGUUCACAACAAACGGCAAAAAUCUUCCUGGCUCAUCAGCAACGUCGUCAUGCUGAAAAGCCGCCAGCUCCUCGUGCUCAAUCUCCUUGCCAGGCCCUCGGUCUUCGUCUUCCUUCUCCCCCAACUCCACCAGACUAUUGCAUCGAGAACGAGAGCUGUGUCUCUGCACUUCUCGACAAGAUCGAGAGGAAUGGUGGAAAGCGUUCUGCGAACUUCAGCUGGGAUUAUGUGGCUCCAGUGCAUGGUUUUAGUUCGUGCAGCACAUUCUACGUUCUUGACUAG